AUGGAUCUUCACGCACCCAUGGUUGUCCAUGGCUACGAGCAUGCUCCGCUUUUGGAGGUGGAAGGCAUUGACCCUCACAGCCCCCAGCAGAAGGUCCUCAUCCACCAGCCCAUCCAGAGCCAGGAGUUGAUGAGCACGGAUCACAGGAAUGGAGAGUACGAUUUUGCAGAUGAGCAGUACCACGCCCAUAGCAGUAACCAAAGUGGAGACGUGUGUGCCGUCAAGCUGGAGGGCCAAAGCAAGGCCACUUUUGCGGCCCUUUUUGGGCUGAGGGCUGGUGGUGGAGUGGACUUGUCCGCCGCUUACAGAUACAAUCAGAAUAUGAUGGAAUAUUAUACAUGCCAUGGUGGCGUCAACCAACUAGGCGGUGUUUUUGUAAAUGGAAGACCUUUACCCGACGUGGUUAGACAACGGAUCGUAGAAUUGGCGCACAGUGGUGUGCGACCGUGCGACAUAAGCCGACAACUUCGGGUAUCGCACGGAUGUGUCUCAAAAAUACUCUCUAGGUACUAUGAAACCGGUAGCUUCAAAGCCGGCGUGAUAGGCGGUUCCAAGCCCAAGGUGGCGACCCCUCCAGUGGUAGAUGCCAUCGCCGCCUACAAACGUGAGAACCCUACCAUGUUCGCGUGGGAGAUCCGCGACAGACUGCUCAGUGAGGGUAUUUGCAGUCAAGACAAUGUACCCUCAGUUUCCAGUAUUAAUAGGAUUGUUCGUAAUAAAGCAGCAGAGAAGGCGAAACACGCUCACAAUCAGCAGCAACAGCAGCAGCAAGAACAAGAGAUCAGUUCCGCUCAAGGCAGUGUCGUUUCUGUGAUAACCCACGCUGGUAACGCUGGAACAACAGCCGUUCUAUCACCAACAACGGAGCAACACGUCACAAAUAGUGGUAGCUACAGCAUCAAUGGAAUCCUUGGUAUUGAACAAGUGGAGAGCCUUCAUAACGGGAACGGGUUGAAGAGAAAGAGACACGAAGACCAGGAUGAGAACAGAGACUUCAACAGUCAUUCGGAAGACGACGUGAAGAGACAGAGAAGUCAUUACAAUGGAGACCAAAUAUAUUCUAACUUAUGGACAUCAUCGAAGUGGAGCUUAAAAGACGAGUACAAGCUUUUGUCGGAGUUGGGCGGAAGCACUGGCUACUAUGGCGAGUUGUUUGAGGCGCCCUAUGAGCAUGCAGCACAUCCGCACUAUGCGCCACAUUCUGCAGCCACGAACGACUCAACAGGGUCUACAGCGGGCGCUGGCGAGCCACCCUCGGCAGCUGGCAGUCCUGAUGCAGCCGCCCUCGUCGUCUUACAGCCGCCGGCGCCGCCCUACCCGCCCUACGCACAUUACGAUGGUACAGCAACACUAGCCAGCGAGUAUGCGUACGCCGCGCCCUAUACACAAUAUUCUCCAUAUGGAGGGCCCUACUCGCAUUCUGCAGCCACGGGUCUACUCUCCAAGUGUGUUUGCAAAGAAUAUUUGUGCAAAGGCAUACAUUCGCUGUCCAAAAACUUAUCAAGUGAAGUUGGGAAUAAAGAAACGACAAAUAGCAGUCCCAUCAAAGAUGAUGCAGUCCGUAUCAAAUCAUGUGUUACUGUCAGUAAGAAAGAAAGUAUGAAAUCAGAUAAUGGAAGCAUUAAAACUCCUGUUUCAGCGUGUGUAAGCGCUAGUGAAGUACCAAAAGAAUCGACUUGUCCUGACCCACCGUUAGAAAAGAACAGCAGCUGUUGCUGUUGUAAUACUAAUCCGCCGUGCAUCGAAAGACCGAAAUGCCCACCUCCGUUGACAGCGUGCCAAAAAAAGCCAGAUAUUUGUGAUAAGACUAUGAAAAAAGCUAACGAAUGCAAAUUGAAAGUUUGCGUAACCAAGUGUGUCAGAGAUAACGUCAAGAAAAUUAAGAAAGACCAAAGCCACUGUGAAACCGUUAUUGGAGUAAUUCCGUCGAACAACCCAAAAGAUAAAACCAUAUUUUAUCCAUUACAGAGACUUAAAGAGAGGGGUGCUAUAGUCUGCGAGCAGAAGAAAAGCAGCGUUCAGGAUUUUGUUGAGAAGAAGUCAGAAUCCAUAACGGGAAUGACUAACAAUAUAGGUAGUUUUCUCUGUAGGGCCUACAAUAAGACAAGAGAGGUAAUCGGGAUGCCGGCUACAAGUAGUUGUGGAAACCAAAGUAAAACUGAGGAUAUCGAAACGAGUGACAAAUCAUGCGGUGGUCGAUCCCCUAAAAAGAAAUGUUCAGUGAAAAAAUGUACAUACGAAAAUGACAGUGAACAUGAAGUUGGUAUUGAUAUAAAAAAGUUGAGUUCACAUAGGGUUUACGAGUUUCAACACCCGGUGGAGAUAGCUUACGACAAAAUUCGUGAUACGGUCAAAACUUCACUUUCUUCUAUGAAUGAAAGAAGUUAUUUCGAAAAUUUGGUGGAUAUUGUGACGUUACCAAGACCUGAGGAGAGCUCUCCAUACGACGUGCCCACCGACCCACCUACACCUCCUCAGGAAACUAUCCUCCCUCCGCCCACACCUCCAAGAAAAGAAACGCAUCAAAGCGAUAUUACACCAGUGCACAGCGGCGUCAUUUCAUCCGUGAAAAAUAAAAUAUGUUCCAUAUUUCGUAGGAAGAAAUCAGCAAAUAGCCUCCCAUCUGAAGAAUCUGAGGAAGAAGUAGAUGAUAAUAAUUGCGAAUAUUAA
Messenger RNA from Leptosia nina, 2670 nucleotides. The record is from the annotation of a GenBank genome assembly. NCBI's taxonomy places the organism in Eukaryota, Metazoa, Arthropoda, Insecta, Lepidoptera, Pieridae.